Molecule: messenger RNA, 1463 nt
Organism: Notolabrus celidotus (New Zealand spotty)
Lineage: Eukaryota; Metazoa; Chordata; Actinopteri; Labriformes; Labridae
Gene: arf1
Product: ADP-ribosylation factor 1
Exons: 5
Coding region: 196-732 (178 amino acids)
Biological process (GO): intracellular protein transport; vesicle-mediated transport
Cellular component (GO): cytoplasm; plasma membrane
Molecular function (GO): GTP binding; GTPase activity
Source: RefSeq, a predicted model, not a curated record
AGCCACAGAGGGCAACACCUCCCAGUGUGACGAUCACUACUGGAACGAAACCAGUUACGUGUGUUACUGUCGCCAUUUUCAAUCCUGAGGAAGGAAACGCCUUGAAGGAGGAAGGAAAUAUAUCAACUCUGUUCCUUUUUAUUUUGUUUUUUUAUUUUAUUUUAAUUUGAAAAGUAGUUUACCACCAAAGCUGCCAUGGGGGGUAUUUUUUCCAUGCUCUUCAAAAUGAAGAAGGACAUGAGGAUCCUCAUGGUGGGUUUAGAUGCCGCUGGAAAGACAACGAUUCUGUACAAGCUAAAACUUGGAGAGAUUGUGACUACGAUUCCUACAAUAGGUUUUAAUGUAGAGACUGUAGAGUACAAGAACAUCAGUUUUACUGUAUGGGAUGUCGGAGGUCAGGACAAAAUCCGACCGCUUUGGCGUCAUUACUUCCAGAACACACAAGGUCUCAUCUUUGUUGUGGACAGCAACGAUAGAGAACGAAUUGCAGAGGCUCGUGAAGAGCUCAUGAGAAUGUUGGCGGAGGAGGAGCUACGUGAUGCACUACUUUUAUUAUUUGCCAACAAACAGGAUCUUCCAAACGCCAUGUCCGCAUCAGAACUCACAGACAAGUUGGGACUUCACACCUUGCGUGACAGACAAUGGUACAUCCAGGCAACCUGUGCCACUACUGGGCAGGGCCUCUGCGAAGGACUGGAUUGGUUUUCUACUGAGCUCAAAAGACGUCAUUAAUCACCUGCUAUCCAAAUCUAGUCCACUCCCGCCGAUCUCUAACCCUGGUCUCUGCUCUUUGUCAUGCAGAACUUGGUUACCUGGUCAAAAAAAAACCUACUGCAAGCCUUUCUUAUUGUCACCAACAAACAGGGCAGAGGUGGGGUUAAUUAAUGAUUGCAAAGAUGUUUUUAUAUAAUUGUAUUUUAACUGUAAAUAUAUUUGGUAAUGGGAUAGCUUGUUGCACUCAAAUCAUUCUGUGUUUAUUUCUUUUUGUGGCUGUCAGGCAGCCGUGUGUGUAUUAAAUACGAAAAGGAGGGCAGGAAUUUACCAGAAUGUUAGCAGCAGAACUUCAAUCUAAUCUGAGUUUUUGUUAUUAUGUGGGCCUUUUAAGUUUCAAAAAACGGAACACUGUUGCACUGCUUAAUAAACAGAGACUACAUGUAGCCUGCCAAAUGACCAUUAAGUUAACACUGGUUUUUACUUUUUGUUCCUUGUUUUAACACAAGUCUGUCUACUUUGAGGACUCCCGUCUCCAGCCUUUAUUAUACGGUACAUUUGCCAUAAAUGAGAUAUGCUGCAAUAAUAUAACAUCUGCCUGCUUUAUGGGUGUUUCAAGGCAGUCCAGUGGACUUUUAUAUGUAUAAGACUCGGGGUUCUCUUGUGUUGCCUUAGUUAUAUACAUGUUAGAAUGAUGUGGUCUUGCAUACGUACUAGGUGUGAACAUCAUUAAAAUGCACUGACAGCAAUAA